UUUUUGAAUGGUUUAUGUGAUCUCUCAUUAUUUUAUGUACGGGUUUCUAUUAUAUACUUUGUUAGAGAUGACAAUCUUCCUUGAAAUUUUGAUAUUAUGAUCAGACAAUAUUCAUAUGUAUAGCCGCAACAACUAUUUUCUUUGAAUAUUUGGUAACAACAAAUUAUUUCUGAAGUAAUUGAUUGCUUUAUUCUAUUUGCAUUCACAGUCAGACAUCACAAUGCCUUUCGCUUUAGGUGAUCACACCCAUAUUGAUUAAUAUAAUUGUUUUCUUGAAGAUCUUCAAUUAUUUUCACGAAAAAGAUAUUAUCACUAUUUCUAAAAGAAGUUCAAAUUGUACAAGUUGAAGACAAAGUUAACAACAUAUAUAUACACUGCAUCAUCGGUACUUUGUUGCAUACGUUUGCAAAAAUAAAAUCACAUUCUCUACUUUUCUAUGAGAAGUUAUUAGCAAUGGAAGAAGAUAACCACGAAAAACAACUUGACGAUGGCGGAUCUUCCUCUCUCUUUAAGACUUGCUUCAACGCACUCAAUGCUCUUUCAGGAAUUGGAAUACUAUCCGUACCAUAUUCACUAGCUCGUGGAGGAUGGUUGAGUAUUUCACUUCUCUUACUCCUCGCCGCAACCGCCUUCUACACAUCCUUACUCAUUACAAAAUGUAUGAACGCUGAUCGCACCAUCAAAACGUAUCCAGACAUUGGAGAACGCGCGUUUGGUAGACCAGGAAGAAUCAUUGUGUCAGUCUUCAUGCAUCUAGAACUCUACCUAGUCACCACAGGUUUCUUGAUCCUUGAAGGCGACAAUCUUCACAAUCUUUUCCCGGGGUUUAACAUCAAACUGAUGGGGGUGAGAUUGAACGGGAAACAAUCGUUCAUGGCGUCAGUGGCUCUCGUCAUCAUGCCAACUCUAUGGUGGGACAGUUUAAGCGUCUUGUCUUAUGUUUCCAUGAGUGGAGUUUUAGCUACGGCCGUGACUCUUGGAUCAAUAUCUUGGGUCGGAGCAUUUGAUGGAAUAGGCUUUCAUCAAAGUGGAAAGCUGAUCAACUGGAGUGGGAUCCCUACUGCUCUGAGCUUGUAUGCUUUUUGUUAUGGUGCGCAUCCCGUGUUGCCCACUUUGUAUUCUUCUAUGAAAAGCAAACAUCAAUUCAACAAUGUCCUACUUAUAUCUUUUAUACUGUGCACCAUUGGCUACACAUCAAUGGCGGUUUUGGGCUACUUAAUGUAUGGAUCUAACACUUUAUCACAAAUAACAUUGAAUCUUCCGAUUCAUAAGACAAGUUCAAAGGUGGCUAUAUACACAACCCUCGUGAACCCCAUAGCCAAAUACGCAUUGAUGAUCACACCAACGGUGAACACAAUAAAAGAUUGGUUUCCUAAGAAGUACGCCAAGAAAUCAUACUUGCAUCUCUCGAUAAGAACAUUGUUCAUAGCAAGUAGUGUGGUCAUCGCUGAGACACUUCCUUUCUUCGGCUAUAUGAUGUCUCUGGUUGGUGCAUUACUGAGUGUAACGGUUUCCAUUCUUCUCCCUUGCCUAUGUUACUUGAAGAUCUCUGGAAAUUUCAAGAAACUUGGGUUUGAGACUGUAAUGUUGUUUGGUAUGGUUGUGAUGAGUGUUCCCAUUGGUGUUUUAGGAACUUACAUUGCAAUUCGAGAAAUGGUUGGUAGUGUCUGAAACUUUAUAUUGAUUAUAAAGCAAAUAAAGAUGUUAUAACAAUUUAUAUGUUUAUGUUUCUACAUCUUGUUUUAUAAUGACAUACUUUA
Molecule: messenger RNA, 1760 nt
Organism: Brassica oleracea var. oleracea
Lineage: Eukaryota; Viridiplantae; Streptophyta; Magnoliopsida; Brassicales; Brassicaceae
Product: vacuolar amino acid transporter 1
Exons: 3
Coding region: 454-1671 (405 amino acids)
Cellular component (GO): plasma membrane
Source: RefSeq, a predicted model, not a curated record